AGCCUCAACUAGUGGGCUCUCUUUAAGCUCUUUCUUUAUCAUUGCUGGGCCUAUUUAAAAUGAAGCUCAAGAGAGGUUUUAGUGUCUGAUUCGCGGCAUUUCGUCUCUUCCGGUUGAUUUCAUAAUUCAAAACUCUUGCUCCGCGAUAAUGGCUCAGACAGUUGUCCUCAAAGUUGGUAUGUCAUGUCAAGGUUGCUCUGGUGCUGUAAAGAGGGUGCUUGAGAAAAUGGAAGGUGUGGAGUCAUUCGACAUUGAUAUGAAGGAGCAGAAAGUGACAGUGAAGGGAAAUGUAGAGCCAGAUGCAGUUUUCCAGACUGUGUCCAAGACAGGAAAGAAGACUUCCUUCUGGGAAGCAGAAGCACAAGUUGAAAAUGGAGCAAAACCUGAUUCUGCUGAAGCUGUUGUUGUUAAUGGAGAAAAACCUGUUUCUGUAGAAGCUGUUGCUGUUGAAGAAGAAAAGUCUGUUUCUGUGGAAGCUGUUGCUGCACUUGUGGAAGCUGUUGCUGUUAAGGAAGAAAAACCUACUUCUGCUGAAGCUGUUGUUGUUCCUUGAUGUGUUAAGCGGCUAGCCACCAUGGUUUCUAUAUGUACUAAUUGUUGAGAUGUCAAGUAUGUCUUGAGGGUACUUGUUGGUUUGUUGGAUGCCUAAUCUCUCCGCAUUGAUUGAUUACGUUCUUAAUAUAAAAUAUAUAAGAUAUAUAGGGGAAAUACAGUUCUGUGUGA
Macadamia integrifolia is the source of this 723-nucleotide messenger RNA. RefSeq names its product copper transport protein ATX1-like. The record is from RefSeq and is a predicted model, not a curated record. NCBI's taxonomy places the organism in Eukaryota, Viridiplantae, Streptophyta, Magnoliopsida, Proteales, Proteaceae. The transcript has 3 exons. Bases 149 to 553 code for a protein of 134 amino acids. Gene Ontology annotation, molecular function: metal ion binding.